AUGUCAGGCAACUCACGCAGGAGCGACGUCUAUCAUUCUCCUUCGACUCCCACUAGCCGCUCUCCAGUCGAAGAACGGCCCUACCCAAACAAGUUCCCUGGAUCGUGCUACUGUCACGAAGUGGAGUAUGUAGUAGAGCUUGGUGACCCAGAGAACGAAGCCCGAACGUCGAUUUGCUAUUGCCAGAACUGCAAGAAAUGGACAGGAUCGGCAUUCGGAAUCACCACCAGGGUCCCUAAAAGCUCUUUCAAAUUGACGAAAGGUGAAACCAAGAAGCACGUCUCGGAUAACGGGUCAGGGACGAAGCUACAUCGCGAAUUCUGUGGAACCUGCGGAGGAGGAAUUUUGGAAUAUGGCGAAAACGCUGGAGAUAAAACCUACAUCACCUACGGCUCCUUCGAAGAUCCUAGUCAACUACCUCCCCGCGGCGAAUUCUUCUGUAAAUACCGCGAAUCAUGGAUGCCCGAAAUCCCAGGACUGUUUCACAAGAACGAAAUCAAGAAUUAG
This is a messenger RNA of Coprinopsis cinerea okayama7#130, 507 nucleotides long. RefSeq names its product DUF636 domain-containing protein. The transcript is spliced from 4 exons. The coding region runs from base 1 to 507 and encodes 168 amino acids. Gene Ontology annotation, molecular function: carbon-sulfur lyase activity. Lineage: Eukaryota; Fungi; Basidiomycota; Agaricomycetes; Agaricales; Psathyrellaceae. The record is from RefSeq and is a predicted model, not a curated record.